UUUCCACCAUAGUAUAUCUGUGCAUUCCGCGAAUGGAAUGUCAUGUACAUUGACGUGUGUAUCGCAUGAAAUCUGAAUUCAUAUUACAUAUUUAAAUCGUUGUGUGAAAAAUGUAUUUUAGAUAAAUAAAUAUAGUAUAACAAACAUAUGCAUAGCCUGUGAGGGAAUUUGUAUAGUUAUAAAAGUUAAAACUGAUAGCAGCGAUCAAAUAUUAAUUGAUAAAACUAGACUUUAAACAAAAUAAUCAAGACAAUAAUUACUAAGAAAUAAGGGAACAAGGAAUCGGACACCAUUUAAGUAUUGACAAGAUGGUGCAAUCGGUUUUUGGAGUAUGGGACUAUAUUAUAAUGGUUGCCACGAUGGUGUUAUCAGUACUCAUCGGCUUAUAUUUUCGAUUCAGCGGCGGAAAACAAAAAACAAAUGAGGAAUAUCUUCUAGCCGAUAGGAAUAUGUCAAUAUUUCCUGUGGCGGUCUCCCUCGUAGCAUCAUUCAUGUCGGCUAUCACUCUUAUGGGAGUGUCAGCGGAGAACUAUUACUAUGGGAUGAUUUUUUUUAUUGUGAACAUAGCCUAUGGCAUUGCCACUCCUAUCGCAGUCUAUCUCUACCUUCCAGUGUUCUUUGGUCUACAAAAAACAAGCACGUAUGAAUAUUUGGAAUUGCGUUUUGGGCCAAAUAUCCGAAUGUUAACUUCGCUUACCUACACACUGCAAAUGAUACUUUAUAAUGGAAUUGUACUGUAUGCCCCAGCGAUCGCUUUGGAAGCGGUGACAGGGUUGGACCGGCUUAUUUCCAUUUUAGUGGUUGGACUUGCCUGUACAUUUUAUUCGUCUUUAGGUGGAAUGAAAGCAGUUUUAUUUACGGAUCUAUUGCAAAUGUUUUUAAUGUUCGCCGCUGUUACAACUAUACCGAUAUUUGCUGCGAUUCAACUGGGGGGAAUCGGCGAGAUAUUUUCUAUUGCUAAGGAAGGAGGAAGGCUUGACUUCUCGAAUAUAAGCCCUGACCCAACAGAAAGACAUACAAUAUGGUCACUAGGUAUCGGAGGUUUUUUUACAUAUCUCUCCCUGUAUGCAGUAAAUCAUACUCAGGUGCAGCGUCUGAUGACUGUUAGUACUGUGGAAAAAUCUCAGAAGUGUCUGUUGUGGAGCUGGCCAGUCACAGUACUAUUAAGUUUCGUUACUUGCUUAAGUGGGUUGGCGAUGUAUGCAGUCUACAAGGACUGCGAUCCGUUCGUAUCAAAGAAGAUAUUAGCAAUAGACCAGCUGAUGCCGUACUACGUAGUAGACGCGAUGCGCUCAGUGCCAGGUCUGGCAGGACUUUUCGUGGCGGGAAUCUUCAGCGCUUCUCUUUCCACCAUUUCCGCCUCUUGCAAUGCGCUCGCCGCUGUCACUCUCACAGACUACGUUAACAGGUGGUGUAAAAUAAAGGAAGAUCACAUAAUAUGGCUGACGAAACUGGCGGCAUUUGCAUAUGGUUUAGUGUUCUUAGUGCUGGCAUUUUUGGCUCAAUAUUUGGGCGGAGUGCUGCAAGCAGCUCUUACGAUAUUUGGGGCCGUGGGUGGACCGUUAUUUGGAGUAUUUACUUUAGGGAUGUUCACUACGUACGCUACUGAAACGGGCACAUCGUUAGCUUUAAUCAGCGGACUUACAGUGACUUUAUGGAUUAGUUUUGGGGGACCUCGGCCGUCACCUGUCAUGCUACCCCUUAACAUUGACGGCUGCUCAAAUUUCACUGCACCCUUGGCGAUGACGUCAACACCCAAAGAUUAUUUCUACCUAUACAAGUUAUCUUAUAUGUGGAACAGUCCGAUAGGAUUUUUAUGGGUCUUCAUAGUGGGUUCUAUAAUAUCGCUGGUCUGGCGUCAGCCUCAGCCAUGGAUGCGAGCUGGAAAGCGCCAUCCUGAUCCUAAACUCUUCACUCCUCCACUAGCCAACUGGCUGAGGAGGAAAUAUCAAAUUAAAGAAGAGGUUCAGUUUAUUUUCUAGAUUCGCACUGGUGUGGUAUUAUAAUCAAGGAAUUUGUGACCAAGGGAUUUAGACAAGGUAAACUAUUUCGAUUUUUUAAGUCUACUAUUAUCUGGAGAAACAGAUUGUGAUGAACUUGGAAAACAAAUAUUUUUUUAAGGCUAAGAUAAGACUAAGCGAAAACAUAUUUGAUAUAAGGGAGUCACACUUAUCUGUAAGGCCCUUUAAGUCUCGACUCUGGUCUCUGACCCUACAAUUAAUUGUUUUUUUUUUUAAUUUUACGUCCUUAAAUUCUAAAUUUAAUGUAAGACUAUAGAGUUGAACAAAGCUAUGCUAUUUACGAAAUAUAUUUAUUUUACAGUGUGAAUUAUUGAAACAAGAUGGUGACUUCAAUUAACAUGUCUUUUCUUCAAAUGAGGUAUUAAUUAAGGCAAAAAAUGUGCAAUUGAAAAUAAUUAGUUAAAUCGAAAAGCAAUUCUAGAGCCGUCAAAACAGGCAAAGUUACAGUAUUUUAUGGAAAGUUUAAUGAAUCACUGCCUUUUCAUAUACAUAGAUAAUAGAUGAGUGAGCAAAGGAAAGUAUAUUUUAUAUUUAUGUUAACAUACAAGAACGUUUGUUACGAUUUUUGUUUUUACGUAAGCCCUAAGAUAUUUUAUCCGGUAGAUGGCGUUCUUGGCCUGGAAUAAAUUAAAUGAGAUGACGCUGUACUAACAAUGAUUUGUCUUCAAUAACAAUACAAAUGAUGAGAAAUGUCUUUUACUUAAAUAACAACGUGAACUUUAAGUAAGUGCUUUAGGUAAAAAAGUGUAAUCAGAUUGAUUCAGUUUUAUGUAUGAGUAGGUGAACUUAUAGUGUACUUAAAAAAUUGUGGCGUGUGGAAAUUAGGCAAAUUAUGUUUUUAAAUUUACGCGUUGUAUACAGACACAAGUGCGUGCCUUAAACUUGAAUUUGUGCUUCCUAAAUAUGUACAACAUAUCAUCAUGAACUUUACAUUACAAUGUCUAGAUAAUCAGAGAUAGUACUAAGCAUAUACUCAGUUACGUUGACUAGUUUAUGUAAGUUUACAUAGUACUUAAAUUUAUAAUAACUUAUCGUAUUAUGUUGAUAAUUCUUUAAAAGGAUUUGUGAAACAAAAGAUUUUUUUUCACAUCAAUGUUAUUUAUAAAUCAAUUUUGUUAUAAGUGCUGGCUUUCUGUUAUAUUUUACAUGUGAUAUAAUCGCUGCGGCCGUACCGUUUCUAAAAAUCGUAUUAAAAUACACUCGCCGACUUGAUGGCACAAGUUUAUAAGUUCGUGACCUUUGAGCGGUGAUUGAACCGACGUUUGAUUUUUUUAACUGUAUUACCAUAAACAUAAGUACCUAUUGCCAUAAUAUAUACUGAACUGUUUUAUAAAUAUUUUUAAUAAUACAUGUAAUAUUGAGUUUUUGAAUAAUGUCAUGUUCAAGACGUUAAAAAUGUAUUUUUAUUAUUGCUUUAAAUGGAGGUCAAAUGCACAUAAAUAUUUAAACUAUAUUAUCAUAGCCGUUACUUAAAUUUAUAAACAUAUAAUAUUUAUUUUAUUUAAAAUGAUAUAGCUUAAAUAUUUUAUGGGUUUUAGUUCCUAUGUUGAAAUUUUGUGUUCUGUAGGUACAUGUAAUGAAAAUACAGCUAUUAGAUUAUUGCUAUAAAAAUUUAAAAAAUGUGUAUCCAUAAAUUAUUUGAUACACGAAAUUAAAUACCAUUUGGUAGAUACUUAUUUAUAAACAUUAUAAUAAUCAAAGACAAUAAUUCUUACAAUAUUCUGAUGAUUAUUAAGUAUUCUUGCUUUUAAUAUACUUCAAUAUUUAAUAGGUUUGUGUUCCAUGUAGCUAUUUAGUUAUAUUAGCUAUCUUAAUAAAAACGUGCAAAAGGUAAUAUGUACUUCAUUUAUUUUUACAGCGUUAUUGCUGAUUUUUAAGUGAUAGCUGGUAAGUUUUCACUAAUUAAAAGCGAUUAUAAAUGUACUAAUAGGGAGCUUGUGACAAUACAGUUUAUUUAUA
This is a messenger RNA of Pieris rapae (cabbage white), 3980 nucleotides long. RefSeq names its product putative sodium-dependent multivitamin transporter. Gene Ontology annotation, biological process: transmembrane transport; sodium ion transport. Gene Ontology annotation, cellular component: membrane. NCBI's taxonomy places the organism in Eukaryota, Metazoa, Arthropoda, Insecta, Lepidoptera, Pieridae. Gene Ontology annotation, molecular function: symporter activity. The record is from RefSeq and is a predicted model, not a curated record. Bases 309 to 1982 code for a protein of 557 amino acids. The transcript is spliced from 10 exons.